GCUUGUUUUGUUAGAUAGGUACUUUCCCAUACCGUUAUUGCCACCCAUGUGCCCUGCUGUCUCCUGCUACCGUUUCCAAAAUGUUGCCUUAGGCACUUACAUCCCACCUUCUAGGUAGGAACCAACCUAUCAUUCACCCACCUAUCUUACCUAUCUUGGGAAUCAACACUAAAAACUUUGUCUGUUCUCCUAUCCAAGGUCGACGGCCCCUUAUUAUCCUUCACAACUCACCGGAACCCCCUAUAAUCAGACAUCGCCAUUUCUCCCCUCCCUCCUCCCACCCCCCGGUAACCGUUCUGCAACUGCCGUCCAUCAUCGGCCAUUCUGCCUCACCCGGCUCAAGUCUGUUCAGCAAGGAUGGACGAACCCACGCCUCAUGUCCAUAAUUACAACGAGACAACGCCCGAGUCAAACCACGCGCCCUCUCAGCAGAUGAGCGCCCUUUUGUCCAACAACCGUGGAGCUAUCGGCUGCGAUAAAGAAUACCCCUGCUCCCAAUGCCAACGCGCCGACAUCGACUGCAUCCCCGCCAUCAACAAGCCCAGAGAGAAACGCACACGGAUUCUACUCACUCCUCAAUAUGAGAAGAAAAUCGACCUCAUCGACCAUCGGCUCGACAACCUAGCCAAGUUGAUGGAGGAUCUCAAGACGCACAUUUCCACCACCGUCGCCUCCAAUAGUGCCAACUCUGGCAACCAUGCUUCAACCCAGGCCACCGUAGCUCCGGCCGUGGCCUCUCCCUCAACUCACUCAGGCCAGCCAGAUUCGGCCGCCGGACCGGUCGUGGAGGGGAACUCUUCGCUGUCGGCCCAUUCUGUGUUUGUCAACGACUUCCUGCAGGGUUUCAUUGGGUCCCUCCAGAAGCCCGAUCCCGAGAUUCGCGAGACCUUGGAUGCCCUCUCGCACAUCGUCAGCCCCGCCAAGCAGCAAGCCAGCACAUACGAAAUGGUUCUGGCCCACGCUAGGCCGAGGACCCAUCUUCAGCAGGAGAAGUUUGAUUUGCCUCCCAUUCAGAAAGCCGUUGCCCUCAUUCACAUAGCAAAAGCCCAGCGCCUCGCCGGCACCGGGUGGAUCUACGAAUUCAUCACUAUGCAGGCAUUUGGAGACCUAUGUCUCGAUACCUACUUUUCGGAAGACCGUUCGCCCUUCCACUUCAUCAGCGUCAAUGCCGGGCUUUACUCUCUAUGCCAGGAUUACGCCCAAACGGCAUCCGUCUCUCAACAGGAUAAGGAGGAACACCUAGCCUAUGCCCGUCUGUGCCGCGAGAACCUCGAAACGGGGCUGGCCUACUUACCACUGCAUAUACCGGCUUCUUCAGAUGCCAUCGCCGCACUUCUCUUUGGAGCCUUCUACGCUAUGGAAUUUUCAAAGUCGUCACUGUGCUGGGCCCUGUCGUCCAAGGCGUCGGAGCUGUGUCAAACACUGGGCUAUCAUCAAGUUGCACCCGCGAACAGUGAAAGGCCGGCGGAUUCAAAGUACACGAGCUUCCUCUUCUGGACGACCUACUACAUCGACAAAAGCCUGUCCCUCCGCCUGGGCAGGGCUUCCACCAUCCCUGACUGGGACACAACGAUAAGCCCGCCCGCGAUGCCGAGCUCGGAUCAGGAGCCCGUCCUCGCCUUCUUUCCGUUGUGGGUCAAGGCUGCGAAAUGCCAAGGCAAUAUCUACAAGAUGCUCUACAGUUCCGGCUCAAUUAACCAGCCAGACCACGUACGGCAGUCGAGGGUCGACUUUUUGCUAACAAGCUUGCACGAGCUGGAAAGGGAGACGGAAAGAACCAGAGACCAGUGGCUCAGGAUCUCCAAGGCAGCCUCGGGAGACGACUUGAUGGAUUUCUACGCCACCUCUGAUGAUAUUCUCCGGCUCUCUCUCCUCACUCAUGUCCACCGGGCCGCCCCGAGACCUGCCUCCUGCCCGACAACCUUCAGUCCCGAAUGCAUCCAAGUGGCGAGGGCGACGCUCGAAAGGCAUCACGACUGCAUGGAAAUCAUACACCGGACCAACGGCAUCUACUUUUCGGUGUACAUCCACUGGACACUCCUCUUCGCCCCUUUCAUCCCCUUUGUCGUCGUUUUUUGCCACGUGAUGGAGACCCAGGACCAGGCAGACCUGGCCCUUCUGCAGGCGUUCGUCGACUCGAUCCAGUCCGCGUCCACGGUCUCGGAACCCGCUGCCAAGAUGCUGCACCUCUUCCAGGUGCUGUACAACAUCUCGCAGCGCUACAUCGAUCUCGGCAUGUCCAAACUGCAGGGGGACCAGAGCUUCUCCGUCCCGCAGAUGGACACCGACCUCGCCGCUCUCGGCUUCCCCCACGCCGGCGUAUACGACGCGACUUGGUUACAGCAGAACCAGGAUCCGAACCUGAUGAAUGGGUUUGGCGGGGACUCCAUGCAGGCCGGCGACGACGCAAGGACGAGCGGCAACGGGGUACACCUGGCCCAACAGCCGCUGCUUUCAGUGUUGAGCAUGGGCAACGGGCCGCAGCUGGAGGACUGGUUCAACAACAACCAGGCGUCGAUGGAGAUGUUACUGGACGACAACGUUCAAAGCCAGCUAAAAGAAUAGAAACUGUCCGGUUACAGUGUAUGGACUGAUUGAAACACCACUGCCCUAUUUGAAAUGAUGCUACGGCUCACAUCGGUGUGCGUGACUCGGUGCAGGUGUGGCAUCGCUCAGCAGACCCUUGCUACCUAAACAUAGGGUCAGUAUUGAUAGCUAUCUGGGCCGGAUAUUGGAAUGACCCCACGGAGAACAAGAGAGCCGCUUUGUCAAAAUGGCCAUGAAAGGAUACAGCUGACACCUAUUGCUACGCCUUGACCUCCGGUGGAAGUCUUGGGUAGAAAGAUUAAGUUCUGCCACAAGUAGUCUUACUAGCCGGAUCAAUACAAUCGCUCAAC
Molecule: messenger RNA, 2897 nt
Organism: Colletotrichum destructivum
Lineage: Eukaryota; Fungi; Ascomycota; Sordariomycetes; Glomerellales; Glomerellaceae
Exons: 8
Coding region: 358-2565 (735 amino acids)
Biological process (GO): DNA-templated transcription; regulation of DNA-templated transcription
Molecular function (GO): zinc ion binding; DNA-binding transcription factor activity, RNA polymerase II-specific; DNA binding
Source: RefSeq, a predicted model, not a curated record